CUUGUAGUCCUUUUCCAUGUCCACAAUUAUACUGGUACAUUGCAAAAUUUUCCGUCGUAAUUUAUGCGUGUGUCUAAUUUGAUGGUUUACAUUAUCUAUUCUGUGACAUGACUCAUGUUCAGUUGACUUGAGUACAGUCGUCGGUAAGCCGAAAAGGGGCAAGACACUUCGUCCGUAUGUCAAUACAGCAAAACCUGAAGGGGGAGAAAACUGUCGUAUUAGUUGAUUAAUGAUUAAUGCAAUGAGAGAAAGACGAAGAUGGAAUUGAUUUAUUGUUGAGGGGUCUUGAAGUCAUGUCAGCAAUCUUCAGCAUGACCUUCGACUAUGAACUGAAGACACCAGCAGCCCUAGCUCCACACGACUUCUGGAAUAACGACGACAGACCAAAGGUUUCCUCCGACUAUUUUUGGCGAUGACUGCAGCCCUCCCCUCGAAGAUGCUUCCCCAGUGGCCGCAGCAGGUGUUCGCCCUGGACGCCAAAUACAACACUCGUCGCAACGGCGCUCAGCCGGCCUUCGGGAUGCUCUACAUCCGCCGGAGGUCGCAACUCCUCCGGGACAAGGAGUCCAAGAGUCCCUCCCCGCGCCCCACGUACGUGAAACUGCGCUCCGAGCUCCUGAAACUCCGCUACGGAACGAUAUCCGAGUACAACGGCCUCGGCUCGCGCGCCUCCGUCGACGGCGUCCUCGAGGACAGGUCGGUCCAUCCCAGGUUCAGCAAAAAAUCCACUGCCGAGAGCUUCGCGUUCGCCGGGGUACACCACGUCUUCGAUCAACACAUUGCUGGGGUCACAGCGUUGAAAUUCGCCAACAACGACCGAUCGAAGUUGUGCUGCGCGUCUUUCGAUGGGACGAUAUCCAUCUGCAGUGUCACAGAUAUGCCCCCCAGGGUGGUGGCCAAGCUCGAGGGCCACAGGAAGGGGGUGACUGGCAUUGACUGGAGCAUCAGCAACGAUCUCAUCGUCUCCACGAGUCUGGAUGCCACUGUUCGGCUCUGGGGAGUCCACGGGGAUGCCACCCCCAACUGCCUCAGGGUCGUCGCCGAUCAAUUCAGGUCUGAGGUACUCUGCUGUGCCUUCGUCCCAGCUAACAACAACCUCGUCAUCACUGGGAAUGGACAGGGACUCCUGCAGAUACUCAACGUCUCCACCGGGAUUUACCCCAGAGGGGGAACGACAAAGAUCGGGGGGAAAGUGCUCUCGUUGACGUGCGAGGAGAGUGGAGGCUCUUUAAUCUGGACUGGAAACGACAGGGGAACCAUCACCAGUCUUCGUCUGGAGCCCGCCUCUGGGAGACUCUCCAAGCUCAGGAGGAUCGAGGGCCUCGGGGGAGCUGUCACCAGUCUGUCUUGGAGACCCUGGCUCUCCAGGGAGUCCCCCUGGCCCAGUGUUCUCGUCAGCAGCGCCUGCAAUGCAGUCUCCGUUUACAGGAUUGGGGAUGCUCAGGGGUCUCUCAGUGUCUGGAGGAAGUAUCCUGUUAAACAUCAGCAGUAUCUCGUGAGGUCGACAUUCUGCCCUCAGAUGGGCGCGUGCCUGAUAGCCAGUGGUUCAGAAGACGGCUCUGUUCACCUGUUGGACACUGCUCGCGAGGGCAAAGCCGCCCAGGUGAACAGACUACAUGGGCAUUCCGCUCCAAUUCUCUCAAUUGCUUUCAACUAUGACGAGUCGUACCUCGCCACUGGGGACCACCAGGGACUUGUUAUCAUAUGGCAGAACUGAGAGCUCUAGUGUUACCUAAAAUGAAAGUAUCGGAGCACAGACUAGCAGUGUAUAUUUUUUUACGAAGAUAGUUGUGUAAAUAUUAAAAAAAAUAAUUAGAAAAUUGAAUUUUCGUCCAUUUAUUGACACUGAGGAAAAAAUGUUAUUGAUAAUUUUAUUAGUCAUUUGUAUUAAUUUAAUUCCAUAGUUGCACUGCGUAUUUUUAAUUAAAAUUCCCAAUGGAAACAAUUUUGUAAAAAAAAUCAUCAAACUUUUUCUAUAGGAAUUAAUUAAUUAAUUUUCCAAGCUUGAAAAUUUAGGGUUGAGGCAUUUCUGUCGAAAAUAUCUAAAUAGAAAAAGUUGUAUAGAAAAAUCGAAUUCCAUGAAUUUUUUCUGUAAAAUCUUUUGCACUGAACAUUUAUUUUAAAAAAACGAGCAGAUAAAUUGUGGAAUUUUUUAAUAAAAUCAACGAAGAACAAUCAGAAAAUUCAGCAGAAAAUAUUCUCUAGGAAAAACGAAUAGAAUUCGAUAUUUCUAUACAAUUUAUUCUAUUAAGAUGUCUACAGAAGUUUUUUAUUUUAUUUUAUUUUUUUAUGAAAGAAGAAGAAAAAUAAAUCAAUAAAAACUUGGAAAAUUCAUGUCGAGCAAUUCCCACAGAAAAUGUCUCCUGGAAACAAUAGUAUAAUUGAGAAACAGGAUGUAAAAUACUCCAAAAACUGAAGUCAGCAAUAACAAAGGGAUUAUGGAUGAUGAAUGUACGAUUAAAACUGCAAUAAUAUAACAAAUAGGAUAUAUAAAAUAAACAACACGUGUAUAGCAAUA
Diachasma alloeum is the source of this 2518-nucleotide messenger RNA. RefSeq names its product WD repeat-containing protein 13. The transcript is spliced from 5 exons. Lineage: Eukaryota; Metazoa; Arthropoda; Insecta; Hymenoptera; Braconidae. Bases 413 to 1717 code for a protein of 434 amino acids. Gene Ontology annotation, molecular function: protein binding; promoter-specific chromatin binding. Gene Ontology annotation, cellular component: nucleus. The record is from RefSeq and is a predicted model, not a curated record.